Messenger RNA from Ictidomys tridecemlineatus (thirteen-lined ground squirrel), 878 nucleotides. The record is from RefSeq and is a predicted model, not a curated record. Lineage: Eukaryota; Metazoa; Chordata; Mammalia; Rodentia; Sciuridae.
GGCCGAGGAGGGAGCAGUUAUCCUAAGAUCAGUGGUAGCUGUGGCGUGAAGAUAAUUACAGUCCUCUAGGUCUGAAAUUUUGCAAGGCAGGUAAGAUGGACGGGUAAGAGGAAAAGAAGUAAAAUGGUCAAGACUUCACAGAGGAAGCAGCGUGACUGUGUGAACCAGCCCAAACCAAAGCCUGGCUUCAGCAUCUCCAUCCCCUUGAGGAUGUCCAGUUACACGUUCAAGAGACCAGUGACGAGAAUCAGAUCGCACCCAGGCAAUGAGGUUAGAUACCAUCAAUGGGAGGAGAACUUGGACAAGCCCCAGCAGGUCUGUUGGCAGAGGAGGCUGCAAGGACUCCAGGCGUACAGCAGUGUCGGGGAGCUCUUCAGCACUUUAGAUCUCACUAAAACUUUGCAAAAACUUGCACCUGCUUGCAUAGGUGCAGCCCUACCGGGGGCUCUGGCUGGUGGUCUGCACCCCAGCUCGGGGCCUGCCCUUGUCCCUUCUUCACACUUUGUGGAGUCAAUUCCCGGAGCCAGUCUGGGCAGCCCCCAGCUCCUCUGCAAACAGUUCCUGGUGACUGAGGAAGAUAUUAGGAAACAGGAAAGGAAGGUGAAGACGGCUAGAGAGAGACUGGCAAUAGCCAUGAUCGCAGACAGACUAGCCAGUGAGGCAGAGAAAGCUCGGGGGCCCAGACGGGCGUCCUUGUGAACACAGGAGAAGACACUGCCGAUGGAUGAAACGGGGCGUGGCCCUUUAUUCACAUCGAUUUGUAGGGACCAUGUGUGUAUAUACAUAAAUAUAUAUAUAUAGUUUGAAUUGAGCUCCUGACACCUUAAAACACACCAAUGCCUUUCCUUAUUAAACUCCUUUGUGUAACACAAGAAAAC